Molecule: messenger RNA, 2211 nt
Organism: Triticum turgidum subsp. durum (durum wheat)
Lineage: Eukaryota; Viridiplantae; Streptophyta; Magnoliopsida; Poales; Poaceae
Source: the annotation of a GenBank genome assembly
AUGGAUCUCGACAUGGACGACUACAUGGACCCCUACGAGGAGGCCGAGGCCGAGGCCGCCGCGGAAGCCGCCGGCGUGACCGGCCCAGGCGCCGCAUCCGCGGACGAGGAGUCGGACGGCGAGGACGACUCGGAGGCCGAGAGCGACUACGAGGAGGAGUCCUACGGCCUUCUCAAGUCCGGCAAGCACCGGGUGCGCAACCCGGACGGCACCUUCCGCUGCCCCUUCUGCCCCGGCAAGAAGAAGCAGGACUACAAGCUCAAGGACCUCCUCCAGCACGCCGACGGCAUUGGCGUCUCCAGCAAGCACCGCCGCCACGGCCGGGAGCGUGCCUUCCACCGUGCCUUUGCCCGCUUUGUCCGCGCCGAGCCGUCCUUUGCGCAGGAGCUCUCCACUAUCGUUGGGAUUCCCGGUGCCACUGUAACUGCUACUGCUAAUGCAGAUGCCACUGACAAAGGAAAGGCCGUUGCCAAUGGUCACACCAGUGGAUCCAGUGCUGUGGCAGUGACUGAGGGACCACCACAGGAUGGCGAAGAGAAGUUUGCUUGGCCAUGGUGUGGAAUUCUUGCAGCUGGUGCAGGGUUCAAUGCUGAAAACUUUGCAGAUAGAGUGGCCAUGUUUAGCCCAGAAGACAUUGUGCCUUUAGUUUUCGAUGACACAGAAAAGUCGGAAUGCUUUGCAAUUGUGCGGUUUAGUCCUGGCUGGGGUGGAUUUAGUGACGCUCUCGCACUUGAGAACCAAUUCAGUGUAAAUAAGCUUGGGAAGAAGGAAUGGGAGGCAAGGAGCAGCUGUGGAGGUGCUGUGGACGGCGAGGAGAACGAGAAUGGUGAGGUUAAGGUUUAUGGUUGGGUUGCCCGAGAGGUGGACUACACUGCUGGGGGUUUGGUGGGAAGAUACUUGAGGAAGCAUACUGACAUUAAGACCAUAGAUGAGAUUACCAAGAGUCAGAGGGAGCCAUUGGGGAAGAUUGUGGCAGCACUGGCAACUCAGCUCGAGGCAAAGAACCAAGACUUGCAGGAUCUGGAGACAAAGAAGAAUGCAACAGAAUUCUCCAUUGCAAGGCUUGAGGAGGACAAUAGGAGGCUGCAUGAGGCAUAUAAUGAAGAAAUGCGCAAGCUGCAUCGCAAGGCUCGUGACAAUGCUCUGAGGAUUUUCCAGGACAAUGAAAAUUUGAAGCUUGAAAUAGAAAAUAACAAGAGAGAAAUGGUUUUGCGUGCUAAGCAGCUGGAGAAGUUGUCAGUUGAGAAUGCCAACGACAGGAAAAAACUUGCAGAACUUUCUGAUGAGAAGCAAAAGCUUUUAGUUUAUGGGCAGCUCAUUUCUUUCUACAGCAUAAGAGUAACGCUGAAUAAUUUUCUAGUUUCCCAUAAAGCUACAGUUGCCACUUUCAAGGCAAAAGACGAUAAAAGUGAACUUGAGCUGGCAAGUAUAGAACAGCAGAGGAAUGAUCAGGAUAUUUUGAAGCUAGUCGAGGACCAGAAGAGGGAAAAGGAGGAUGCCCUCGCAAGAAUGCUUGAGCUGGAAAAGGAGCUGCAUGAGAAACGAGAACUUGAGCUCGAAGUGACACGAUUGAAUGGCACACUCCAAGUGAUGAAACAUUUGGAAGGAGACGAUGAUGGGGAUAUUCAUGACAAGAUGGAGAAGCUUAGUGAAAAGCUAGAGCAUGAAAGGAAACGCCUGGAAGAGCUGAGCGGAGAGCUGGUGAGGAAAGAGCGUGAAAGUAAUGAUGAGUUACAGGAGGCCCGAAAAGAAUUGAUAAUGGGUUUGGAGGACAUACUCAGCGGGCGGACAGCUAUCGGUAUCAAAAGGAUGGGCGAACUUGAUGAAAGACCUUUUCAGAAUGCAUGCAAGAGAAAAUAUGGAAAUGAUGAUCAUGAGACGAGGGCAGCAGAGCUGGUCUCGAGUUGGCAGGAGGAGAUAAAGAAGCCAGCCUGGCAUCCUUAUAAGUUUGUUAAGGCUGAAGACGGAAGUGACAAGGAAGUUGUAAAUGAUGAGGACCCAAGACUGAAGCAAUUGUGGAUCGAAUAUGGUGACGAUGUGUGCAAUGCAGUGAAGACCGCUCUGAGCGAAGUAAAUGAGUACAACCCGAGCGGAAGGUACGUGGUGUCAGAGCUGUGGAAUUUCAGGAAAAACCGUAAGGCGACGAUGAAAGAGGUGCUGAGGUUCAUCUUCCAGCAGAUGGAGGUGCCCGGCAAGCGCAGGAGGGGUUGA